This is a messenger RNA of Suhomyces tanzawaensis NRRL Y-17324, 1659 nucleotides long. RefSeq lists its product as uncharacterized. The transcript has a single exon. Gene Ontology annotation, molecular function: mRNA binding. Gene Ontology annotation, biological process: mRNA processing. NCBI's taxonomy places the organism in Eukaryota, Fungi, Ascomycota, Pichiomycetes, Serinales, Debaryomycetaceae. The record is from RefSeq and is a predicted model, not a curated record. The coding region runs from base 1 to 1659 and encodes 552 amino acids. Gene Ontology annotation, cellular component: spliceosomal complex.
AUGUUUCCUGUCACUACAGUAGCACCAUAUGCAUUGACUCCAUCUAACAAGCUCUUGUCGGUGCUUAAGCCAAUCCCUUCCAUACCAGAGGAUGCCAUCCAGUCGGAAGUCAGAGCCACAAUCCCAGUAUUUGCCUCGGUGGACGUAAGUGAGAUCAUCAGCACAAACACUCACAAGCUCUUGACCAAAAAGUCACUUGAGUCGAAACAGUCCACUGCUGAUGAGGAGCCUGUGGAAGAUGCUGGCCAGGAAGACGAGCAGCCAGAGAAAUACGUGGAGAUUUCUUCAUUGCUCCCUUCAAACAAAAAAGACCAACUCAGUAUCGUUAUCAUCCAGAACUUUCCCAACUUGAGGAAAAUCGCCAUCGAAAAGAUCCUUAAUGUGCUCAUAGCUCAUCAAUACCAGUGGUCUCAUGUGAGUUACGACUUUCUAGACAGCAAGUUGGUGUACAUCAAAUUAAACCAUUUAAAGGCGGUGAAACGCUUGUAUUCCUUCAAAGACACCAUACCGGAACUUUUCAAGUCAGCCACUAUUUAUUUUGAUCCGGAAGUGGUGCCGUUGUUGGACAAGAUUGAUGUUGAAGUCAGUGACUCCAACGCCAAAAAUGUCAGCGCUCGGGUCAACCAGAUCUUACAGAGUAAUAUAGGCAAAUCCUUGAAGUCGGGUACUGAAGAUUUGGAUGCGGUAUUAAAUUACUAUAGUAAGUACAAAGUGGACAACAAUGAAUUGAUUGAUGUCCCCAAUACCAUGAAGGAUAUGAUUGUCAAAGAUAUUAUCAAAUUUAGGUCCAAGGUGUUGAUAAUGGAAAGAGAUAACCGAAAGAAGGAAAUUGAACAAGAGAGAAUCAAAACAAAAGAAAGAUUGAAGCAAGUCUUCCAGGGACUACAGACUGAGGAUGUGGUUAUGGUGGAUUCCUCAAGCUCUGAUCUGGACAGCACGAAAAUUAAGGAAGAACAUGAAGAUAUGAAUGAAGAACAAUAUGAACAGCAUUUGAUAGAACAAGAACAGGCAAACCUCGAGAAAACAUAUCAAGAAAAGCUCUUACAAAUGAAAAAGUUGGAGAGCGAAAGAAAUAGCCUUGAGCAAAAGCUCGACAAGCUAAAGAACUACGAGACCACCUUGAUUGAUAACAAGUUCAAAUACAUCGAAGACAUAACAUCUGUUCAAGAUCAAGUCCAAGAAUCAAAGCGUACUUUAUCGACUGGUAACAGCUUGGCAUCGCUCGUAGGUUUGUAUUUUGCAGACCAUUCUCAAUAUUUGAAGUUGAGAACCCAGAAAAGGGCGUAUGAAGAGAGUCAGGACCAAUUGGAUAGAGAAGCAGAGGAGAAGGAAGUGCAAUCGAAUGAGCAAGCGACGCAGUUCAUUGCCAGCAUCAAGAAACCAAAAGUUGAUUCACCAAAAGCUGCUAAAGAAGUCAAUGUUGUCAUCUCCGAGCUUCCAGGCGAUGUCAACUCCAAGCUACAGUCCAAGAUCGUGGAAUUGGUGGAAGAGUAUUUGGGUAUCAAGGAUACGCUCUUAAUAGAUGUCAUCAAUGAAAAUUUGAAAGCGAAUAACCUUGAAGGAAAACUGGAUCUUGUUAACGAUUUAACUGAAGUCUUGGAUGAUGAUGCAGCUAAUUUGGCAGAUGAUUUAUGGGCUUUUAUAGCUACUUUAGUAUGA